AUGCUCUACGGAGUCACAGCAUGGUUUCCAAGCCUCGCCGCGACAAAACGAAACCAAGUCAUCAACGUACUCACCAAUCUACAACGACGCGCGGCAAUCAUGAUCGCCGGAGCUUUCAAAAGCAUGUCCGCAGCGGCGCUAAACGUGGAGCUUUUUCUCCUUCCGAUCCAGCUCCAGAUCGAACAAAUCAUUCAGGAAACAGCAAUCCGAAUCCAGACAGGCGCAAAGUGGGCGCAACCAUUCUGCCUAAGUACGCUUGGCAAGAGAACGGCGAAGGAGACUCGUCUUGGAGGUUUCUCUCCGCUCGAGAAACUCCGGUGGAAGAAAGAUGGAAUUCUCUUCGGCCGAGGACAGUGGGAGUCAAAGCGGGCAUUCGUUCUCCCCCCAUGGGAAAAGCGGAUUGAUUGCAUUAUACAAGACUCGGACGCUGCGAUCAAAUCACACGAUCAGAUCAUAUCAAACCAGAGGAAGAUGGUCUUCUUCACGGAUGAAAGCGGGUAUGAAGGCAAAGUUGGCGCGUCCGCGGUCGCGCCCGACCGUGGAAUUCAAGCCCGCCGAUUCCUCGGCAGCACAGAACAGGCCACUGUUUACGCUGCGGAGCUCGCUGGAAUUGAAAUGGCCAUCGAUAAGUUCAAAUUGUCCCAGAAUCAAUCCCAGAAAGGACCAAGCGAACUGGUUAUCUUCGCUGACAGUCGUGCUGCAAUUCAAGCAGUCGAGAACCCGAAUCCCCCCUCCGGCCAGCAUAUUCUCCGCGCGAUCUACGCGCACGCUCGAUCCCUUCGAACGCCCACCCUCUCGAAUCCGACGGACGAGGUCUCAAUCACAAUCCGCCGGAGUCCCGCGCACGUGGGCGUUCCGGGCAACGAGCUCGCGGAUGCUGCGGCGAAAAAUGCGGCUCUUGGAGGGGCUGAAAAUGCGGGAGAGGACGCGGGGUCGGAAGAUCAGUUUCCCCGGCUUACAGCGACGGUAAAGCAGCAAGUCCGACGGCGAAUUCAAGAGAGAUGGGCACUCUCGUGGGCGAAGGAAAAGACUGGAAAACCGAACCAAAAGCUGGUUCAAACUCCGCAUCGAAAGAUGCUGCAAUUGUUCACUGGACCUAAGCAUUACACGUCGAUUCUGGUGUAG
Molecule: messenger RNA, 1125 nt
Organism: Penicillium pulvis
Lineage: Eukaryota; Fungi; Ascomycota; Eurotiomycetes; Eurotiales; Aspergillaceae
Product: ribonuclease H family protein
Exons: 1
Coding region: 1-1125 (374 amino acids)
Molecular function (GO): nucleic acid binding; RNA-DNA hybrid ribonuclease activity
Source: RefSeq, a predicted model, not a curated record